Molecule: messenger RNA, 843 nt
Organism: Lingula anatina
Lineage: Eukaryota; Metazoa; Brachiopoda; Lingulata; Lingulida; Lingulidae
Product: tudor domain-containing protein 7-like
Biological process (GO): P granule organization; piRNA processing; spermatogenesis
Cellular component (GO): P granule
Source: RefSeq, a predicted model, not a curated record
AUCAUGCAGGGGCGUAAGAAUGGGCUGUGGAACACGCGUCUCCCCAUAGAGUAUAAACAGCAGUUCAAUGAGGCUCCUCCCCCAGACCUGAUGGACAGAGUCCAGAGCUGGACAGAUUGUGUCAAAGUGGAGAGUGUGGUAGGAACAGAUAGGAAAAUACUGUACCCAGAGAUGAGGAGACUUUAUGCUGUGUCGCCAACCCCUGAAUCAAGUGCCAAAGAUUCUGAAAAGAAAGAAAAAUUGAGAAUAUUGCCGCCAGUCCUUCCAGCACUUGGGACAGACAUCUGUGUCUGUGUAACCCAUGUCAAGUCCUGCCAACAGUUUUUUGUCACCAGAACUGGGCCUCAAGUUGCUGCCGUGCAUGCUAAAGUCCAGGAAGUUUGUAAGGCCAGGGAGAAAGGUAAAAUAGACAAUUUAACACUUGGUGCCCACUGUUUGUGCAAAUACCAAGAUGGCAACUGGUACAGAGCUCAAGUGGCCAAGAUAGAAGAGGAAGGGGUGACAGUAUACUAUGUAGACUUUGGCAACAUGGACACCGUCCCCCUUGAAGAUCUCCGGUCACUGACCCCAGAACUGACCAGUGAGCCAGCCCAGGCUAUCAGGUGCCGUAUUAGUGGACUUGAGCCACUCAAGCCUUCCUGUGAUGAAGAAUUCUCAAAUCUAGUCUUAAAUGAAGAAGUUAAGAUGACAGUUAAAGCACAUGAAGACCACGACUGUAUAGUGGAGUUGUUCAGCAAACAUACCAGCCAGUCCGUAACAAGCUGCUUGGUGCAGAAAGGCGUCGCAAAGAGCACUGUAGUGUAUCAUGUCCCAGAUCCAGCCUUAGGGCAGUGUGUGGGAUGA